CAGCCUCAGAUGUCUCAUGUGAGAUGAAGAAAGAAACUUUGUUUCACCUCAAUCCUGUCCUAUUUCUACUCUCAUUGUUGAUUCUCUUGCCAUUUUUUGGGGUUGUUCAUUCGGCCCAAAUCAGCCAUGGACCUCUGACUGAUGCAGAAGCGCACUACAUUAGGCAAAGACAGCUGCUUUCCUACAGGGAUGAGUUUGGGGACAGAGGUGAGCUGGUGACCGUCGACCCAACCUUAACUUUUGAGAAUCCAAGGCUCAGAAAUGCAUACAUUGCAUUACAGGCCUGGAAAGAAGCCAUCUUAUCAGAUCCCUCCAACUUCACUGGGGAUUGGGUUGGAUCUGAUGUGUGCAACUACACUGGAGUCUUCUGCGCUCCGGCGCCGGACAACCCCAAAAUCCGCACGGUAGCCGGCAUCGACCUUAACCACGCUGACAUUGCCGGGUACCUCCCGGCAGAGCUGGGACUUCUCACAGAUCUCGGUCUCUUCCACAUCAAUUCCAACAGGUUUUGUGGGACUAUCCCUGGAACGUUCAAGAAUUUGGAGAUACUGUUCGAAUUGGACUUGAGUAACAACCGGUUUGCUGGCAAAUUCCCUUACGUCGUGCUCAGUUUACCAAAAUUGAUAUUCUUAGACAUAAGGUUCAACGAAUUCGAAGGAACUGUUCCCCCACAGCUAUUUGACAAGCCGUUGGAUGCCAUAUUCAUCAACCACAACAGGUUUGCCUUUGAAUUGCCCGACAACUUCGGCAAUUCGCCAGUUUCAGUGAUAGUCCUGGCCAACAACAAGUUCCAUGGGUGCGUGCCAGCAAGUAUUGGCAACAUGAGCAAUCUGAAUGAGGUUAUUUUCUUGAACAACGCGUUCAGAUCUUGUGUGCCGGAGGAAAUUGGACUGCUCAAGAAUUUGACUGUCUUGGAUUUGAGCUUCAACCAAUUGAUGGGGCCAUUGCCGGAUAACAUUGGUGGGCUGGUGAGUUUGGAGCAGCUGGAUGUGGCGCAUAACAUGCUGAGAGGGUCUAUUCCGCAGAGCAUAUGCCAGCUUCCAAGGCUUCAGAAUUUCACGUUUUCUUUUAACUUUUUCACUGGUGAGCCUCCGACGUGUUUGGCUCUGCCAGCAUUCGACGACCGCCAGAAUUGUUUGCCGGCUAGGCCAGCGCAGCGCCCUGCUGCUCAGUGUAAGGCAUUCUUGUCUAAGAAAAUUCAUUGCAGUGCAUUCAAGUGUCAUCCGUUUAUUCCUACCUUGCCCCCUCCUCCUCCACCUUCACCGCCACCUCCAGUGCCGGUACCCUCAUCGCCUCCUCCCCCGGUGCCGGUACCCUCAUUGCCCCCUCCUCUUUCCUCUCCUCCACCUCCAGUUUAUACACCCGCAUCACCCCCACCACCACCUGUUUACUCUCCUCCUCCACCGCCAGUUUAUUCUCCGCCACCUCCUCCCCCCUCACCGCCUCCACCUUCUCCUCCUCCUCCAUCUCCUCCUCCACCUUCACCUCCUCCGCCAAUUUACCCUCCGCCAAUUUACUCACCGCCACCACCUUCUCCCCCUCCUCCAUCUCCUCCACCGCCAUCUCCACCUCCUCCAUCACCUCCUCCUCCAGCUAUCUCACCACCUCCACCUUCCCCUCCACCUCCUUCGCCUACUCCGCCAUACUGUGUGCGCUCACCGCCGCCUCCACCACCAAAUUCUCCACCACCUCCUCUAUACUCUCCACCACCUAUCCCCUACUAUUAUAAUUCACCCCCACCUCCGCCACCAAACUCACCCCCACCUCCACCACCAGUGUACAUUUACUCAUCGCCGCCCCCGCCACCACUUGUACACUCCCCACCUCCCCCGCCAGUUGUACACUCCCCGCCUCCACCUCAUUCACCUCCACCACCAUCACCACCACCUUGUAUAGAACCCCCUCCACCACCACCACCUUGUAUAGAACCCCCUCCACCACCAUCACCACCGCCUUGUAUAGAACCACCACCACCUCCGCCAUCACCUUCACCACCACCACCACCAUAUAUUUAUAAGCCACCACCAUCACCAUCACCCCCACCACCACCGAUUAUAUACAAUUCACCACCUCCACCAUCACCUUCGCCACCUCCACAAACUUACUAUAAUUCACCGCCACCGCCAUCGCAAUCGCCUCCACCCCCAGUUCACUACAACUCACCACCUCCCCCAUCACCAUCACCUCCCCCGCCAGUUCAUUACCACUCUCCGCCGCCACCAUCACCCUCGCCGCCUCCCCCAAUUCCAUGUGAACAUCCACCACCGCCUCCGCCAGUGAUUUACGAGAGCCCACCACCUCCUGCUCCGGUAUACGAAGGGCCAUUGCCGCCAGUAAUUGGGGUGUCAUACGCAUCUCCCCCACCACCACCCUUCUAUUGAUUCUUUUGAGAACUUUCCUCUAACCCAAUCCUCGUAAACUCAAAAAGGGAAAAGGAAAAAAAAAAUAAGGAGGACAAAUAUUGAAGUAUUAGCUUUGUACUAUUCAUUCUUUCACUUCUCUGUCAAUCCAUCUUCGGAACUCGCACAAAUACUUAAAAUGCUCAUCACCGAGAUGAGAAAGCGGAAGCAUUCUGUGCCGGGAAAGUGUAAUCUAGCAUUGAGAGGAUAUAAAUUGUGUUAUAGUCAAGCUGAGGAAUUAGACAAUGAAGAUGGUGACCGGGAAAAAGAGAGAUUGGAUGAGGCGGAGGAGAGGUAAGAGGUAAAGUUCUCGCUCCCUAUAUUUAUUUGAUCAUUGAUAAAAAGAAAAAGAAAAGAGAAGUGGAGUUUGUGAAAUAAAAUUGGCAGAGAAGGAAAGCGGAGAGAGGUUAGUAGAGAUUUGCAGGAAGAAGGAAGUUUUUCUUUUAUCAUCUCAAAUGUAUGUAUAGAGAUCAUCGUCAUCGUCAUAAUCAAAUCAUCAGGGGCAAGAAGCCAGAAGCCAGUAAUAUGGGUGUUGCUGCUGCUGCUGCUUCUGCUUUGUUGAUUAUUACUCUUAUUUCUCUCUUGUUACUUCUUUUAUUAUACAUUUUUUUUGGGGAUAUUUAGCCGUGUUUGAUUCACAGUUAUACUAGUAGUAUAAUCAUAAACAGUUUACAUUUGGAUUCAUUCUGAGAAACUAGACCCAUUAUUUUCUGUUUCUGGGCUCCCCUGUUUCUUCUUUCAUUUUCAUGUCGCUGAGACAUGUAUGUUUCAGCUGAACAUUUGGAAAGCGAAGUGAUAUUUGCACUCCCAA
Molecule: messenger RNA, 3210 nt
Organism: Coffea arabica (coffee)
Lineage: Eukaryota; Viridiplantae; Streptophyta; Magnoliopsida; Gentianales; Rubiaceae
Molecular function (GO): protein binding
Source: RefSeq, a predicted model, not a curated record